This is a messenger RNA of Myripristis murdjan (pinecone soldierfish), 2295 nucleotides long. It is a transcript of the gene ubb, whose product is annotated as ubiquitin B. The transcript has 3 exons. NCBI's taxonomy places the organism in Eukaryota, Metazoa, Chordata, Actinopteri, Holocentriformes, Holocentridae. Gene Ontology annotation, molecular function: protein binding. Bases 1 to 2202 code for a protein of 733 amino acids. The record is from RefSeq and is a predicted model, not a curated record.
AUGGGGGGGUGGGUGCACCUUGAGUAUAUAUACAGUAUUCCGCUAGAUGAAACGGCAUAUUCUCCUGAAGAAGAAACCGGAGAUAACUACUUUCACAGCAACAGCGAGCAAACGCCGACGCUUUGCGCAAACAUGCAGAUCUUUGUGAAGACCCUCACUGGCAAGACUAUCACUCUUGAGGUUGAGCCAAGUGACACCAUCGAGAAUGUCAAAGCCAAGAUCCAGGACAAAGAAGGCAUUCCCCCUGACCAGCAGAGGCUGAUCUUUGCCGGCAAGCAGCUGGAAGAUGGUCGCACCCUGUCUGACUACAACAUCCAGAAAGAAUCCACCCUCCACCUUGUCCUUCGUCUCAGGGGUGGCAUGCAGAUUUUCGUGAAGACACUGACAGGCAAGACCAUCACCCUUGAGGUAGAGCCAAGUGACACAAUUGAAAAUGUGAAGGCCAAGAUCCAGGACAAAGAAGGCAUUCCCCCAGACCAGCAGAGGCUGAUCUUUGCCGGCAAGCAGCUGGAAGAUGGCCGCACCCUGUCUGACUACAACAUCCAGAAAGAAUCCACCCUCCAUCUUGUCCUGCGUCUGAGGGGUGGCAUGCAGAUCUUUGUCAAGACCCUCACUGGCAAGACCAUCACCCUGGAGGUUGAGCCAAGCGACACCAUCGAGAAUGUCAAAGCCAAGAUCCAGGACAAAGAAGGCAUUCCCCCCGACCAGCAGAGGCUGAUCUUUGCCGGCAAGCAGCUGGAAGAUGGCCGCACCCUGUCUGACUACAACAUCCAGAAAGAAUCCACCCUCCAUCUUGUCCUGCGUCUGAGGGGUGGCAUGCAGAUCUUUGUCAAGACCCUCACUGGCAAGACCAUCACCCUGGAGGUUGAGCCAAGCGACACCAUCGAGAAUGUCAAAGCCAAGAUCCAGGACAAAGAAGGUAUUCCCCCCGACCAGCAGAGGCUGAUCUUUGCCGGCAAGCAGCUGGAAGAUGGCCGCACCCUGUCUGACUACAACAUCCAGAAAGAGUCCACCCUCCAUCUUGUCCUGCGUCUGAGGGGUGGCAUGCAGAUCUUUGUCAAGACCCUCACUGGCAAGACCAUCACCCUGGAGGUUGAGCCAAGUGACACCAUCGAGAACGUGAAAGCUAAGAUCCAGGACAAAGAAGGAAUUCCCCCCGACCAGCAGAGGCUGAUCUUUGCCGGCAAGCAGCUGGAAGAUGGCCGCACACUGUCUGACUACAACAUCCAGAAAGAGUCUACCCUCCAUCUUGUCCUGCGUCUGAGGGGUGGCAUGCAGAUCUUUGUCAAGACCCUCACUGGCAAGACCAUCACCCUGGAGGUUGAGCCAAGCGACACCAUCGAGAACGUGAAAGCCAAGAUCCAGGACAAAGAAGGCAUUCCCCCCGACCAGCAGAGGCUGAUCUUUGCCGGCAAGCAGCUGGAAGAUGGCCGCACACUGUCUGACUACAACAUCCAGAAAGAGUCCACCCUCCAUCUUGUCCUGCGUCUCAGGGGCGGGCAGUGUGCAAACAUGCAGAUCUUCGUGAAGACUCUUACUGGCAAGACCAUUACCCUCGAGGUGGAGCCCAGCGACACCAUCGAGAACGUCAAGGCCAAGAUCCAGGACAAAGAAGGCAUUCCCCCAGACCAGCAGAGGCUGAUCUUUGCUGGCAAGCAGCUGGAAGAUGGCCGCACCCUGUCUGACUACAACAUCCAGAAAGAGUCCACCCUCCAUCUUGUCCUGCGUCUGAGGGGUGGCAUGCAGAUCUUCGUCAAGACCCUCACUGGCAAAACCAUCACCCUGGAGGUUGAGCCAAGCGACACCAUUGAGAACGUCAAGGCCAAGAUCCAGGACAAAGAAGGCAUUCCCCCUGACCAGCAGAGGCUGAUCUUUGCCGGCAAGCAGCUGGAAGAUGGCCGCACACUGUCUGACUACAACAUCCAGAAAGAAUCCACCCUCCAUCUUGUCCUGCGUCUCAGGGGUGGCAUGCAGAUCUUCGUCAAGACCCUCACUGGCAAGACCAUCACCCUGGAGGUCGAGCCAAGUGACACCAUCGAGAACGUGAAAGCCAAGAUCCAGGACAAAGAAGGCAUUCCCCCCGACCAGCAGAGGCUGAUCUUUGCCGGCAAGCAGCUGGAAGAUGGCCGCACCCUGUCUGACUACAACAUCCAGAAAGAGUCCACCCUCCAUCUUGUCCUGCGUCUCAGGGGCGGGCAGUAAAGCAUUCCAUGUUGUUAACUGCUGUCAAUCCAUUUUUUUUAAUAAUAUGACCUGCAUGAUGAGCAGAGCUGAAUAAAAAGUUAAAUUAAAUGU